AUGGCUCUAAACGUCAACCGCGCUGUAACCGACCCAUUCUACCGCUACAAAAUGCCCAAGCUUCUCGCGAAGGUGGAAGGCAAAGGCAACGGUAUCAAGACUGUUGUAGCGAAUAUGUCUGAGAUAGCUAAAUCACUUGAACGCCCUCCUAUGUAUCCAACAAAAUACUUUGGCUGCGAGUUGGGCGCUCAAACAAAUUACGACGCGAGAAACGAGCGUUACAUCGUCAAUGGUGAACAUGACGCAGCGAAGUUGCAAGAUAUCCUGGAUGGUUUCAUCAAGAAGUUUGUUCUCUGUCCAGCAUGCGAUAAUCCGGAAACUGCUCUGUCGGUGCGGCGCAAUCAGAUUCACAGCAAGUGCAAAGCUUGUGGCCAUGCGUUUGUUAUCGACAGCCGUCAUAGGUUGUCAACGUACAUUCUNCUGGAUGGUUUCAUCAAGAAGUUUGUUCUCUGUCCAGCAUGCGAUAAUCCGGAAACUGCUCUGUCGGUGCGGCGCAAUCAGAUUCACAGCAAGUGCAAAGCAUGUGGCCAUGCGUUUGUUAUCGACAGCCGUCAUAGGUUAUCAACGUACAUUUUAAAGAAUCCACCGAAGGUUGAAGUUGACUUCUCCAAGGACAAGCAGCAAAAUGGUAACGGGCAUGUGAAAGAAGACGAUUUUAGCGUGGAUUCAAAUGGAGAUAAGAACAGUUCGAACGACGACGACGAUGAUGACUGGGCACCGGAGGAGGAUGAAGCACCGAAUACAAAACUAGCAGCUGGUAUUGGAAAGCUUGUUAUAGACAAGGAUCUGGACAAGAGCAUUGAAGAACGACUGGAUAUGUUGCACCGUUUCUUCGUUGAAGCCAAGGAGAAAGGAACAAUUGGCGAUGGAAAGGCUUUGGCCGAUGAAGCGGAGCGUCUAGAGUUGAAGCAGAAAGCUCCGCUCCUUCUUGCCGAUGUACUUCUCGAUCAGGACAUUAUAAAAGAUGGAUUGGCGCAGCUAAAGAAUAAUAGAAGGGUGCUACUGAGGUUUACACUGGGAGACAAGAAGGCACAGCGUUACCUUUUGGGUGGAAUCGAGCAACUAAUUAUGAAACAUGAGGCGGUUUUGUUACCGAAAGCCGCGCACAUUAUCAAAGGCCUCUACGACAACGACAUUUGUGAGGAAGAGGCAAUACUCGCAUGGGGCGAUAAGCCCUCUUCGAAAUACGUUACGAAGACACAGUCGAAGAAGAUAAUUCAGAAGUGUGAAGCUGUUCUCACUUGGCUGAGAGAGGCAGAAGAGGAAGACGAUGAUGACGAGUCUGAUGACGAGAUCGAUUUUGACGACCGUAAUCAGAAGACAAGCGUCUACGCAGAAAAGGCCAAGGCUGAAGCAGCGAAAGAGAUCAAAGUCAAAGUUGACGAUGGAGUGGAGAUCGACAUCGAUGACAUUUAG
Molecule: messenger RNA, 1416 nt
Organism: Haemonchus placei
Lineage: Eukaryota; Metazoa; Nematoda; Chromadorea; Rhabditida; Trichostrongylidae
Source: the annotation of a GenBank genome assembly